Molecule: messenger RNA, 3237 nt
Organism: Seriola aureovittata
Lineage: Eukaryota; Metazoa; Chordata; Actinopteri; Carangiformes; Carangidae
Gene: tpp1
Product: tripeptidyl peptidase I
Exons: 13
Coding region: 69-1745 (558 amino acids)
Biological process (GO): central nervous system development; proteolysis
Molecular function (GO): serine-type endopeptidase activity; tripeptidyl-peptidase activity
Source: RefSeq, a predicted model, not a curated record
UCGCUGCGUCUACAAGCGCCUGCCCACCGGACACAGUAGCUAAGUUUACUGUAACAGCGGAGGACACGAUGAACGCGCUACCGAUCUUCUCCUUUCCUUUGUUGUUCAGCUCGUUGGUCUGGAGUGGAUAUCUGGAAUAUGACCAAGAUGUCUUGAUACCAGAAGACUGGACUCAUGUUGGUCGGGUUGAUCCUACAGAGGAGCUGGAGCUGACCUUUGCCCUGAAACAGCAGAAUGUUUAUCUGCUGGAGGAAAAACUCAGACUGGUGUCAGACCCUGACUCAGCACAGUAUGGUAAACACCUCACCCUGGAGGAAGUAGCCUCCCUGGUGCGUCCAUCUGAACUGACCCACAAGGUGGUGCGUCACUGGCUGCAGAGUCAUGGGAUUACAAACUGCCUGACUGUUUGCACUGAGGAUUUUUUACAGUGCACCAUGACUGCAGAGGUUGCAGAGACUCUGCUCCCAGGAAGCAGGUUUCACCGUUACAUCAGAGAUGGACAAUCUCAAGUGAGGUCUUCAGCUCCGUACUCUGUUCAUGAUGAUGUUCACCAGCACCUUGACUUUGUUGGAGGACUUCACCGCCUCCCUCCCAAAGGGCAAGACCUCAGUAAAGAGCUGAAGCAGUCGAAGGAAGGAGUGCACCUGGGAGUGACUCCUGCCAUCUUGAGGACCCGCUAUAACCUGACAGCAGCUGAUGUGGGAACAGCUCAGAACAACAGCCAGGCUGUAGCUCAGUUCUUGGAGCAGUACUAUCACCCGGCAGACCUGGCUGAGUUCAUGAACAUGUUUGGCGGGAGCUUCCAGCAUCUGUCUCAGGUGGAUCGAGUUGUAGGCACCCAGGGAGGAGGAAAGGCCGGUAUUGAGGCCAGUCUCGAUAUAGAGUACAUCAUGAGCACAGGGGCAAACAUCUCCACUUGGGUCUUCACCAACCCAGGCCGCCAUGAGUCCCAGGAGCCUUUCCUCCAGUGGAUGCUUCUGCUCAGCAACAUGUCUGACCUGCCUUGGGUUCACACGAUCAGCUAUGGCGAUGAUGAAGACAGCCUUUCUGCUGCCUACAUGAUGCGCAUCAACACAGAGUUCAUGAAGGCCGGCGUCAGGGGAAUCUCUUUGCUCUUUGCUUCGGGUGACAGUGGUGCUGGUUGUAAACAUUUGGGUAAAGAACAAAACUCCUUCAGGCCCAGUUUCCCAGCCUCAAGCCCAUAUGUUACUACAGUCGGAGGAACCUCAUUCAAGAACCCAUAUAAGGUCACGUAUGAAGUCACAGAUUACAUCAGUGGAGGAGGCUUCAGCAACAUCUUCAAGAUGCCUGACUACCAGGUCAGUGCAGUGGAGGGGUAUCUGAAGACUGUAGCAGCAACCCUUCCUCCUAAGUCAUACUACAACGUCAGUGGCAGGGCUUACCCAGACAUGGCAGCCCUGUCUGAUAAUUACUGGGUGGUCAGCAACAGAGUGCCCGUCCCCUGGGUGUCUGGGACCUCGGCGUCAACCCCUGUGGUCGGAGGCAUGCUGUCUCUAAUCAAUGAUCAUCGGCUGCUGAAGGGCCUGCCUGCCCUGGGCUUCCUCAACCCUCGCCUUUACAAGCUAAAGGGACAAGCCCUAUUUGAUGUGACUGAAGGCUGUCACCUGGGCUGUCUGGACGAGCAGGUUCAGGGGAAAGGUUUCUGUGCUGCACCAUCAUGGGACCCUGUUACAGGCUGGGGGACACCAAACUACCCUGAACUACUGACUGCCCUGUUAGCUUAGUGAACACCUGCAGUUCACGAGAGCAGGUACUAUACACACAUCCAAACUCUAGACCAGGUGCCUGAUGCCAAAGACUGGAUGGUGUAAUGGAGGGAAACUAUGCCUACACUUCAGAUUUAUGCCUCUUUGUUUUUCUCUCAUGUUCAUUUGAGGUUGAAACGCUGCAUUAUUCCAAUCCGCAGGAAGGUUUUUAUCUGUUACCAUCGCUACUUCUAUCAUUUUUAAGGAUAUACUACAACUUUAUCGGCACAUUUAAUUUUCUUCAAAAGGCUCAAAACCUUUCUCGAAUUUUUUUAGGUCAUGGAUGGUUGUAGUUUGGAAUUUUUAACGCUACACUGCGGUUGCCUGUUUUUGCUGUUGAGUGCAUUUUAACUGACCCAGAUUUCUCUGUGAAUCACUUGCAAGCAGCUGGAUGUUUACACAAAUCUUAUGCUUUAAAUUCAUGCCACUAAUUACACAGCGAUGGGGACUUACUGGAUACUAGAUGCUAUGCAUAAAACCUAAAUAAAUCAACAUAAAAUAAUGCUGAAACACACACCAAUCUCCUUUUUUUAGAUACUUAGGCCUAUUUAAAUAUAUUUUUUAUAUUAAGACAGUGUUAUAUAUUAGAUGUCAUUCAAAAAUCUAUGUACUGGAUACAACGAUUUCACCAGAUCAAGGGAAUUUAGCAUAUUUAGCAUAGCGCAUUUGGUUUGUAGUUAAGAUUGAAAUGGCCAUAAUGGGUAAUAAUGUCUGUUUUUCCAAACUACUAUUCAGGGAUGAGCUAGAUACAAAUGUCAUCAUUUCAUUUCAUUUCAUUUCAUAACAAAUAGAUUGCAUGCAAUUCUAAAAAUGUCACACUAUUUGCAAUCGAAUGGGAUCAUACUUAAUGGUUCAUAAGAUUUCUUUUUUAAAAACUUUGGUUUGUUGCUGUUUGCUUUACGGCUAUGAACUAACCAAAUUGCACUGUAAUAUGUGGGUUAAAAUGAUUCAGCAGUUCUACCCACCACCAUUGUUGCACUUUUUUUUUUUUUCAUUUAAAUCUUUUAGCCAUGUUAAUCUUCAAAUCAGAUGUGUUUAAUGUGAGAAAAACUGCCUGUGCUGUGUUAUUUGUGAAUUUAUUAAAGCUGGACUUUUACUUGGAAAUGUCCUUUUGAUUGCUCAGGAUUAUCCUGAGCCAUGUUUGUGAAAACUGAUCUUGAUGCUGCAGAUUUUGUACCAAAUGCCUGACGAAUAUGUUGUACAAAAUAUCUCUUUAAUCAGAUGGCCUUAAAAAGAAACCUUUAAUUUACAAUGCAAACUCAUGUUCCCUCCAGUUUCUAUUGUUUUAUCUGUGGUGUACUAUGUCAAGCAGAAAGGAUGAGUUGACAAUGUGUUCAAUUUCAUUGACAAACUGUAUUCCAGCUGUAAGAUGUUACUUUGAAGCUGCUAAAUUCAAGUUUUAAAAUGUGAUAAAAUGAUCAUUUAUGAACAUGCAGUAUGCUGAAGAAUUAAACAACCAGGAUUUGUUUUA